Halteromyces radiatus is the source of this 3693-nucleotide messenger RNA. RefSeq lists its product as uncharacterized. Lineage: Eukaryota; Fungi; Mucoromycota; Mucoromycetes; Mucorales; Cunninghamellaceae. Gene Ontology annotation, molecular function: chromatin binding. Gene Ontology annotation, cellular component: chromatin; nucleus; cohesin complex. Bases 39 to 3686 code for a protein of 1215 amino acids. The transcript is spliced from 15 exons. The record is from RefSeq and is a predicted model, not a curated record. Gene Ontology annotation, biological process: sister chromatid cohesion.
AUUCCAUUUGAACUUGUGUUGAAAGGAAACUGAUUACAAUGGCUCCAGAAGUAUGGCGAUCCACUCGUACAAAAACAAUGCCUGAUUUCUUUCGACAACAACAACAAAGAUAUGCAGUAUCAAGAAAACGUAUUUCUAGUCAACAAGACAACUCUGAUAAUAGCGAUAAUAGUUCUAACGAGGAAGAAAGUCAGGAUGAAGAAGAGCAAAACGAACUCGACUCUGAUGAAGAUGCUCCAAAUGAUAUGGCUAACGAAGAUGACUCGGAUAAUGAAUUCAGCUUGGCAUUGUUGACAAGCCGUGAAUCCAAUGCUAAGAAACCCAGGAAUAAGACGACAUCCAAAGAUAGGACAAAGAAAACCAACAAGAAAAGACGUCUGGACCCUGUGACUGAGAUCACAAUGCCAACUUCAAGUCAAUUAUUGGAACAAGUCAGUGAACAACAAGAAGGAACUAGUUUGUAUGAUCAAGUACUUGCAAGUGAUGCGGAUAUCGACAAUAUGGUGACUGUUUGGAUUCAACAUUAUAAAGAUGACAAAAUUCCUGCUCUACAAGAUUUGAUUAACUACGUUAUUCGGAGCGCUGGAUGUAGAAUGGCAGUGACAACUGAGGCUUUUGCAAAUGAAAAUAUCACAGUGGAUGCACUUCAAGAAUUACAAGAAGAAUUGGCCAAGCUUCCUCAUCAUGAAUAUCCUAUCAUCUCCAAGGAAAAAUCUCACAAAAAUCUAAAACAAAAUUUACUGGGUUUCUUCGAAUUACUUAUUGAACAAUGUCAGCAUGAACUCCUCUAUGAUGGUACUUUGAUUGAAACCUUACAAAGCUGGUUGACCACCAUGUCUAGCUCUGUUUAUCGACCUUUCCGACACACAUCGACAAUUAUUGCUCUCAAAGUGACUGGUAGACUUUGUGUAUUGGCCGACAAAACCCAAACUGACCUAGUAAAGGCAACAAGACAAGCAAAUGCAGAACGUAAAAAAGGUGGAAGAAACACAAACAGACUCAAUAUCUUGAAACGACGCUCUGACUUGCUGACACAGAAAGGAAAAGAUCUUGAUGAAUAUGUGAAUGAUUUUUUUGUAAGUGUAUUUGCUCAUCGAUCUCGAGAUGUGGAGUCUAUCAUUCGCAAUGAAUGUCUAAAGGAACUUUGUGCGUGGAUUCAACUUUAUCCUGCUCGUUUUGCGAACAAUCUAUGUUUUCGAUACUUUGGAUGGGCUCUGAACGAUCCGAAUGCAAGUGUUCGAUCUGAAUCACUCAAAGCUAUCACCAAGUUAUGCAAGACGGAUCAAAUGGAAAAACUGACAUCCUUCAUUCAACGCUUUGUAGCUCGUAUGGAAGAAAUGGCUCUUUAUGAUGUGGACGUCUCUACUCGUGUACACGCCAUCACACUCUGCAAUACAUUAUACGCCUAUCAACAUGAUCUGAUACAGGAAACUAGUAGGGAUGCUUUGACCAACUUGGUGACAUCUAACAAUUCUCGUAUUCGAAAAGCUGCCGCACCCUUUGUCAAAUCUGUUAUUGAAUCUGAUAUUUUCAAUCCUGUUUUACAACAAGUGGAACAAGCUUUGGAAUCUCUGACUGUUGCAUCAUCAUCAUCAGCAAAUCGUUCGUCAACAAGAAACCUUCGUCCAAUUUCAAGCACACCCAAUACUAGUACCUCUGCUUCAACAUCGGCAAUCAAGAAACCUUGGAUUGUAUUCAAAAGCAUUGCUGACUUUUUAGCUCCUCGUGUUCGAACAAGUGAAAGUAGUGAUGGCAUGAUGUCAUUGGAUGAACCUUUUGUUUUUGAUCAAAACAGCAUUCAGAUCAUUGACAAUACAGUAGAAUCUCUUUGGGGCCUCAUUCGAGAACUUCAAGAUUAUCAAACUAUGGCGGAUUAUCUUAGCCGAGAUCAUUCCUCUGAUACCACUGGACAAUUCACUUCCAACGAUGACAACCAAACGACCAAUAGUGAAUUCAAUGCUUGCUACCGUCUUACCAAUGUAGAAGAAACUAUAUUAGUUUACGUAUUUGUAAGCUGUUUGAAGAAAACGAUUAAAACUGGAAGCGACAAACUUGGUGAAAAGAAAAAGGAUGACGUUCAAUCUGACGAAAUCCGAAAUACUGUCUCCCGACAUCUUAUACAAAUAUUACCAAAGCUAUUGCGCAAGUACGGUGAUGAUCUCAAUCGAUUGGCCCAAUUGAUACAAGUUCCUCAGUUGGUGAAUCUGGACGUCUAUUUGGAAUUACGCAUGGAAGAAUCUUAUAAAGAAUUACUACACCAUUUAUGCAAACUUUACACCACCAUCACCUUGCCUGAUCUACUUCAAACUUGUAUUUCAUCUUUACAACAUAUGAUGAAAGCUAGCUUCCUGUCCGAUACCAGCGAUCCUUUGAUGAAAAAUCUUCAAGAAACAAUAGUCAAUCAAGUUCGAGAUGCUUGCCGUAACAAAGAUUUAUAUACUGCUCGAUUCUCAGCGGACGAUCUUCACGCCAUUACUACCUCGGUGACUCGACUUGAUUACUUGAUUAGUACUGUGGACAUUACCAGUGAUAUGGAUGAUACAUCAGAAUUGAAGGCUGACGUUACUGAACUCAUGGGGGAACUUGUGGAAAGAUCUGCUCUUGGCUACAAUGGAGAAGUACAGAUUGGACAGUCAGCUUUAUCUAUUCUAUUCCGAUAUCUUAUUUGGCAAUGCUGCUAUGCAACUGAAGAAAACUUGACUGACUUUGAUAAGACGGUACUGUUGAAGAUUGAAAAGCGUCGCGAUUGGCUCAUUGAAAAAUCCUUGGAACUCAUUUCAUCAGAUUCUGAUUCUGAACCACUACCUGAAGUUCAACGAUUGGCAUUUGGUGUUUUGAUCGAUAUCUAUUCCGUUUUCUCAAAUGAAAUGUUCAAAAAAGUCGAUUUGGGUCAAUUGUAUCUCAAGUGUACGGAAACGAUUCAACUUCAACUGGUAGCUUAUAUGACUGGUGAAAUGAAGUCUUGGAUAGAAUCAAAAAACAACGGCGAUGAUGAUACUGCUAGUGAGAAUGUUCAACGCGACAAAACCUGUAUAAUUAAUCUGAUGCUAAGUUAUGGACGUGGACUGGCAAUGGGUGUGCUUGAAGCACAACAUGGUUUAUUAUUAUUGGAACAAUACGGACAACAUGGGGAUGAAGAAAUGGAUGCAGCAAUCAAAGCAUUCGUGGAAGAAACAGAAAUCAGCUUGAUUAGUAACCCUACAAUGGCGGAUCAAAUUUGCAAGCUAUAUAUGGCAACAUUACAAAAGACCUUUGAUCUUCGAGUUGACAGAAAUCAUCGAUCUUUGGACAAAACUCUCAAACUGGGGCGUCUAUUCUCUCAAAGCUUCAAGCAAACCAAUGAAAGGGUUAAUUCACACAAGAUCUUCGAAGACAUUGUCUGUGAACGUAUCCAUAUUGAUGGAAUCAACUUUGUUUUCGACAAGGCAACCGAAUCCAAGAAUGAUGAUGAAACAAUGACUGUGGCUCUCAAAUUCUUCAAAGUGUUGACACUGUUUGCUAAACAAUUGGAUCGAGCUCGUGAUGUGGGGAAAAUCCAUAAACAUCUAGAAAAUAGAAUACAAGAAUGUCAGCUCAAACCCUUGGAAGGCGAAAAGGAGUGGGAACCCUAUUAUGGUUAUACUAAGACAAUGGAUGAUCUCUUGAAGAAGAAAGGAUUGCGGUAUGAUUAUGCUUCUACCAACUAAUGGAAAC